Messenger RNA from Papilio machaon (common yellow swallowtail), 3582 nucleotides. RefSeq lists its product as uncharacterized. The coding region runs from base 127 to 2961 and encodes 944 amino acids. The transcript is spliced from 12 exons. Lineage: Eukaryota; Metazoa; Arthropoda; Insecta; Lepidoptera; Papilionidae. The record is from RefSeq and is a predicted model, not a curated record. Gene Ontology annotation, cellular component: plasma membrane.
AGUGUCGGACGGUCGCAUCUACGACGUGCUACGAAACCUCUACGCGUAUACGAAAACAGUGCGGAAAGAUGUGAAUCGAAAAAAACUUAAUUAUUUUUAUCUUUGUCGGACUUUUGUGUGUACAAGAUGGAUUGGAAGGCGUGUGUAUUUCUGUGCGCUUUUUUCACCUGUGUUACUUGUAAUCCAGCUAAAAUAGAUUCAAAACGGGACCACUGCAACAAAACUGUAGAGAUCUAUGAAGAUGUUUCAUCACCUCCUGUGACCGCAGAUAACUUCGGAAGACCGCUCACUUGCACGUAUAGGUUUAGGGCUUUCCGUGGUUCUCCUAAAGAUUGGAUUCUAAGGAUAAGGUUCAAGAAAUUCAAAGUUGGUACAUUGAUAAACGGCACUACGUGUCAUAAAGGUUACAUGCAGAUUGUUGAUGGCAACGCUAAAACAGAUGUAUCAAAUAGAAAGGAGCCAGGAUUGUUUUGCGGCGAGAUCGAACAGCCUCAGACUUUUAUAUCGGAAACGAAUUUCGUCAAAAUAGUUUUCCACGCCGACAAUUUUACUGACCAGACGUAUUUUAGUUUCGAUUCAAGAGCGGAACAGCAGUUCGAAGUUUAUUUGCGUUACGGUCAACAUCCUGAGUUGUAUCCAAAUAGAAGAGGAGAAGUUGUUGCUGGAUCUUACUGCGAACGUGUAUUUCGGGAUUGUCGGCUUCAGACGUGUUAUGUACAAUCCGCUGCCUACCCCGGAGUGUACCCGAGAAAUCUUCAUUGCAGAUACCACCUGAACACACGGCUGCCCUACAUAAAGCUGUACAUAGAAAAUGAAGAGUUUAAUAUAGACGGGCAGCGCUGCGAGAACAUAAUGACGUGCCCCAUGAGACCAAUAACUUCAGGAUCAGAAAAUUGUCCUUACGACUAUAUAAGAAUCUACGAUGGAAAGGAUGAGUCAGCGUCUGUGAUCGGUACAUUCUGCGGCAUGGGAAAGUUUCCGUAUUCAAUUAUUGGCACUUCCCAGGAUUUGUUCGUGGAGUUUGUCAGCUCGCCAGCAGGUCCUUUACUUAAUACUGGAUUUCACUUCAACGUGGGCAACUGGCCGGGUCACGUGGAGGCGCCCGGCUCACGAGUCGGCACUUGUGACUGGCUGCUCACUGCUGAGUCUUUAAAAAAGUCGGGAGAUACGGAGGGGAUAUUUCUAUCAGUGGCCCACUGGUAUCCACCGCACACAUCUUGUACCUAUCUCAUGCAAGGAUUCCCCGGGCAAGUGGUGAGGUUAUACUUUCCAAGCUUCCGCAUUAACCGUAUAGAAUCACCAAUAGUUCCAUGGAAUGGUGACUGUGGAGAAUCUCUUACACUGUACGAUGCCCCUCGACCCGAUGAUGCGCGGAUCAUCAAAACAUUUUGUGACACAUUCAGCCGACCAAUGGAGAAACACGACUUUGUUUCCACAGGCAAUGCAAUGUUUGUACGAUUUGAGAGCAAAACUGGAAGCUAUAGCGGGUCGUCGCUUUACUACUGGGCACAUUACGACUUCUUCAACAACACACGUUUCGGUGAGCCCGUACAAGGAACUGCCUGUGACGAAGUAAUAGCUUCAUGGAAACAAAGAGCUGGUCGUCUCAGAUCACCUCUCAAUACUCUUGUGUAUAAACAAGCACCGCCUGGUGAAGAUGUACACUGUCUAUACAGAUUCGUUACCGAUAAGAGAAUAUUCGCCAGAGUAAUACUAACAAUACUCAGUGUUAAUUUUAAGGAACAUCCCUAUACUGCAGUGUCCUGUCAAAAUUGCUACGAAGAUCGAGCUGAUAAACUAAUAAUUUGGGAGCCACACCCAGGUGGUAGAGUUGUGAAUACGUCAAGCGGUUUCAGUACCACACCUCUACCACUUCAUUUAGCUGUGCAGCGAUCACUCGGCUCAUGUCUUUGUGCUAAACACGCUAACACAGUGUCCAGAGCCAGACCGUAUAGAGUUGUAUCAUCUGGAGAGUCUUUAAAUUUGCAAUUGAUUGUUGACAACGCUCACGCAGCGGCUUCCUAUUUCAAAAAUCCUUCACCAUUAUUUGAAGCUCGUUAUGAAUUUGUACACGGACCACUCUGCGGACCAGCUGUACUAGCUGCCGCUUUAGAUGGAGAAAUUGUAUAUCCACAUUUAGAAGCCUUAGGCUACACUGAACCUCCGAAAAGAAUUCAAUGUAUAUGGGAUUUAGAAAUCGAAGAGAAACGUGAUAUUUGGUUACAUUUUGAUAGUAUCAAAUUUGCAUCUCGACACUGUGACGACGGUAACAUUCAGAUCUAUUUGCCAGGAAGAAUUGAACCGUAUCUCUCAAUUUGUGGUGAAAACGUAUCAUUAGCGCGAGAAUUGCCUAUACUUUCAGCUGGAGAAUUAGGAUUUGAAUCCUUAGACGAUCCUUUGGUUAUAGAAAAAGAAAAAACUAGAUCGAUACGAAUCGUAUUUAUCGGCAGUGCCUCACCAGCAAGGGCUGCAUUCAAAAUUGCAUGGACCGGUUUAUACCAUUUGCCUAAAAACUCGGAUGGUACUUUGAUGACAUCACGGCUAACAGAUGGUGGUAGUAAAUCUAAUUCAGGUCAAGGUUGUGAUUUUAUCUGUCCAGGAGACGAGGCACUUUGCAUUCCAGCAAGAUUGAUAUGUAACGGUGUGGUGAAUUGUCCAAACGUUACAACCACUGAGAGGAAAUUCUGGAGUGCAGAAGACAAGAGAGCAAGAGAAUCUUAUUCUGAAGAUAGUUUGCGUAGGCUUGGAUAUCUUGACGCGAUAGGUGGAAUACCUUUUGGGCAGUUGCACGAUGAGGCUCCUGAGCUUUGCGCGGGUGCUAGAAGUGCUAUAGGGGGAGAUUGGUUGGCGCCUGCGUUGGGUGCAGGUUUGGCGAUCGCUUUAGCCAUCUGUGCGCUGGGUGCAGCUUGGCGGCUAUGCUGCCGCAAACGAUCUCCCGAUGAGGAAUCCCUGGAUUACUGACACGCGGCCCGCGGCGCCCCACACGCGCCGCCCUCUCUGCGCUCCCGCUCCGCAUCCAGGGACUUUGGACUGGACUGGAGUCUCCAUUGACAGACACCCUACUGAGCGCCACAACCCUCCUUCGUUGAUUACUAGAAUUAAAUCUAACAUUUUAUACAAUUGCAUUGAAUAACAGUAUUACCUAGCGUGUAAAGUUGUUUUGUACAUAUUAAAUAUACUAAAAAUAACUAGGGUAUUUUGUAAGAAAAGGCAUAAAGUAAUGCUUAAUUUUACCACGUACCUUAUCUGUUAGCAACGCGUUUGUUUGAAAUAAAACGGUGAGUAUAAAUUGUUGUACAAGUGAUUGUUAUUCCUUAUUGUAAAUUUUGUAAAGAACAAAAUUGUCAUUUAAAUUCAUUCAAACGUUUGGAGGAAGUGAUAACAAAAUAUGGCGUUCAAUUCGUUGUUACGUAUAAUAAGUGUAUAUAUCCGAUAUUUGUUCUUUGUCUAAUGGAUGCUUGAAAACGAACGAUCAUAGGUUUAGUACAAGGUGAUAGUAGCCGUAUAAUUAACGAAGUAACUAUCUUAUUAAUGUUACUAUAGGCUAUAGAAUUUAUAAGCACAAUUUAUAUAAAACGAUUU